CGCCUCCGAGCUCCGCCGCCGCCGCCUCACCAGGCUCCGGCCGCUGCCGCCCCUCCCGGGCCCGCACGGACGCUCCGCUAAUGGCGGCUCUGCCGAGCCAGGGGCGCCCUCAGGGCGGCACCGGGGGCCGUGCUUAGCCCGGCUCUGACCAAUCAGCGGCCAGAAGCAGAAGGGACGGCAGAAUCAGCCAAUCGCAGCGAGGGGCGAGCUCCGCACACGGCCCGGCCUCGUCUCCCUUUCCCCGAGCUCCGGCAUUUCCCGGCAGCCGCGGCUGAGGAGCGCCGCUGGAGCUGGGCCCGGCCCGGGUAGGAGGCCAAGGAGCCGCUGCUGCUGCCCCGAACCGCCCGGAGCUCGGCGUGACCGGGCCCUGAGGGCGCUGGGAGCUGGGCUUGGCCUUAUGGAACAGGAGGAGAAGCCCUGGAGAUCUCGCACAAGGAGUGGCUGCAAACCCAGCCCAGGGAGCUGCAGGGAGGAAAGAGCCCCCCUGAGCCAGGAAGGCGGCCGGAGAUCCAGGCAGAGCUUGGAGCUGGUGGAGAAGCCUCAUGGCAGGGUGAAGCCACACAAGUGCUUGGAAUGUGGGAAGGGUUUCAGCCAGAGGUGCAACCUGAUCCAGCACCAAAGGAUCCACACUGGGGAGAGGCCCUACAAGUGUGGGGAGUGUGGGAAGAGCUUCAGACAGAGCUCUGCUCUAAUUCAGCACCAGGUGAUCCACACUGGGAUACGGCCCUACAAAUGUGGGGAUUGUUGGAAAAGCUUCAGGGACAGCUCUGACCUGAUCCGGCACCAGAUGAUCCACACUGGCGAAAAGCCCUAUGGAUGUGGGGAAUGUGGGAAAAGCUUCAACCAGAGAUCCCACCUGAUCCAGCACCAGAGGAUCCACACGGGGGAACGGCCCUACACCUGCUUGGAAUGUGGGAAGAGCUAUGGGUGGAGCUCAGACCUGAGAAAACACCAGCGCACCCACACUGGGGAGAGGCCCUACGAGUGUCCUGAGUGUGGGAAGAGGUUUCACAUCAGCUCCACUCUCCUCGUACAUGAGCGGAUUCACACAGAGGAGAGGCCCUUCCGCUGCCCCGAUUGCAGGAAGGGCUUCAACCGCAAAUUCGCCCUUGUCUCCCACCAGCGCAUCCACUCCAGGGAGAGGCCCUAAGAGUGUGGGGAGUGUGGGAUGAGCUUCUCCCCGAGCUCAGCCUUGACCAAACACCAACGGAGUCACCACUAAGAGAAGCCCUGUGAGUGCCCUGAGUGUGGGAAGAGCUUUGUGCACAUCUCCAGCUCCAUCCCCCAUCAGAGAAUUCACAUUGGAUGAUCCCCAGGGACCAUUUUUGGGCAGUGCCCUGGUGAUGCCUGUUGGGAUAACACCUGGCUGGGGGGCUCCACAUCUUCCUGGCUCCCUCUGGGUACUUGGACGAAUGCAGGGAGCAGAACAUCCAUCAGGAUGUAGACCAACAAUGGGAAUUCCUUGGGGAGAGUAGAUUUCUUAACUUUCAACCCCAGAACAUCUUUUGUGUUCAGUCCUAUCUUCUGGUGGCAUCAAGGAGUUCUUGAUGGUCUUGGAGGUCUUUUCUAACUUCAGUGAUUCCAUGAUUUUAAUUUCCUGUUGCCUAAGGGCGUCUUCCACAGGCAGAUGAUGAAAAAGUGAGGAAAAGGCCAAAAUUUUGGAGACAAUUUUUGGAAACUCCACCAAAAAAGGUUCUUCCCUCCCACCCAAGCAGGUGGAACCUCAGCUGGCACGGACACGGAAAUUCUUUUCUUUUAAACUUGAUUUUCUUUUAUUUCUCUCCGUCCCUUUAAAAUAUCCAACACAGGGGUAAAAAUAAAGACAUCGAACUAA
Molecule: messenger RNA, 1834 nt
Organism: Agelaius phoeniceus (red-winged blackbird)
Lineage: Eukaryota; Metazoa; Chordata; Aves; Passeriformes; Icteridae
Biological process (GO): regulation of transcription by RNA polymerase II
Molecular function (GO): RNA polymerase II cis-regulatory region sequence-specific DNA binding; DNA-binding transcription factor activity, RNA polymerase II-specific
Source: RefSeq, a predicted model, not a curated record